Molecule: messenger RNA, 1710 nt
Organism: Melanotaenia boesemani (Boeseman's rainbowfish)
Lineage: Eukaryota; Metazoa; Chordata; Actinopteri; Atheriniformes; Melanotaeniidae
Gene: anp32b
Product: acidic (leucine-rich) nuclear phosphoprotein 32 family, member B
Exons: 7
Coding region: 251-1048 (265 amino acids)
Biological process (GO): regulation of apoptotic process
Cellular component (GO): nucleus
Molecular function (GO): histone binding
Source: RefSeq, a predicted model, not a curated record
AGCGUCAUGUUUUCUGACUGCAAUGCCCUUUCAGAAGCGAUGGGCGUUUCUGGACGUAGAUGGCGCUGUUGAGCAUAUAUUUUGUUUCAGUCCCGUUUCCCUCCAUGGUUUCCCCUCUCUCCGACUAACUUAGCGUUUGGCUCAGUUCAUUAUACAGUCCUAUAUUCUCCCUCCAUAAGGGCAUCUCUGCCUUUGGACUGAAGAUCCCACCAAAACCCAAGAGAGAAAAGUUAAACUUUCACAGGGGAAGAUGGACAUGAAAAAGAGGAUCCACUUGGAGCUAAGAAACAGGACACCGUCUGAUGUACGAGAACUUGUCCUUGAUAAUUGUCGAUCGGUUGAAGGGAAAAUCGAAGGCCUCACAGCUGAAUUUGUCAACCUGGAGUUCCUCAGUUUGAUAAAUGUUGGCUUAAUCUCAGUGUCCAACCUACCUAAACUAGGAAAACUGAAAAAGCUGGAGUUGAGUGACAACAGAAUCAGUGGCGGCCUUGAUGUUUUAGCAGAGAAACUACCCAACCUCACACAUCUAAACCUGAGUGGCAACAAAUUGAAAGACAUCAGCACAUUGGAACCAUUGAAAAAGCUGGACAACCUGAAGAGUUUGGACCUGUUCAAUUGUGAAGUAACAAACCUUAAUGACUACAGAGACAGUGUGUUUAAGUUGCUGCCUCAGCUCACCUACCUGGAUGGGUAUGACAUUGAGGACAGGGAAGCCUCAGACUCUGAUGGAGAAGUGGAUGGAGAUGGUGUAGAUGAUGAUGAAGAUGAAGAAGGAGAGGAGGAGGAAGAUGAGGAUGGCGAAGAAGAGGACUUUGACGAGGAAGAUGAUGAUGAGGAAGAUGAAGAGGAAGUAGAAGGAGAAGGAGAAGAGGAUGAUGAGGAAGUCAGCGGUGAAGAUGAGGAGGAAGAUUUUGGUCAGGACGGAGAAGUGGAUGAAGAUGAAGAGGACGAGGAUGAAGAUGAAGAAGAAGCAACCGGCAAAGGCGAGAAGAGAAAGCGAGAUCCAGAGGAUGAGGAUGAGGAUGAGGAUGAGGAAGACGACGAUUAAUAGCAAAACUGAAAACGAGAGCCUACCGAGUUACCACCUUUUGCCCCCACAAACCUGAACGUCCACCCACCCUCCAACAACUCGCACCGCCUUUGUAAUCCAUGUUUACCCUCCACCUUUCCCCAUCCCCAGCUCUGCGCUCUUUUUAAGGGGCAAGACUGUACCGGACGGGUGGGCCAAGUGGAGCUGCCCCCACCCUCUCUCCCUUUUGUUUCCUCCCCCCUUUCCCAUGGAACUGAGAGCCACCCAACAACCUCCACCUCACUCUUGCCAUGCCCACCCCACCCCACCCCAAGGUUUUCAGGCAGCCCGCCACUCAGCAUUCCACAAUUUCCCCGUCUAUCCCUCUUUAUGUAUUCCCGUGUGAGGACUUUGGGACUGGUAUCUAGUUUUGGGUCUGUGCUUUUAAUAUUUUGUUGGAUGAAAUUUUUUUCCUUUUUUUGUGUUGGGUUUAUCUGACACCCCUUCCCCUCACCCUCUUUUUUUCUUCUUUUGGUCCUUUCUGUUUCUUAUUUUUUCCCAAUAUAAUUAUUGCUAUAGCAGCUGUGCAACCAGCAGGCCAUGGUUUUUAGUGUGGCCGCCUGUUGCACAAAUCAAGGUUGUAGCUACAUUUUUACUUUCUGUAUGACAAAAAAAACUUUGUAAAUAAAAUGUUAACAUUU